AUGAGCAAGAAAUUCAAAUCCCAGGCCUCCAGUAGUCGAGCUGCUGCUGGCGGAUUUACCAAUACGUUUGGAGGAUUCUCAAGCGGCUCAUCGUCACUAGGAACUGCACCCUCGUCGCUGUCAUAUGCGGCCGAACCUCCGGAUCUGUCUCGCAUCUCAGAUCCGAAUCUGGUGGUGGCGUUCAAGAAUCUGACCAAGAAGGAUGACAUUACCAAAACCAAGGCGUUGGAGGACAUCAAAGACGCGGUUUUGAAACUUGGUAACCGUAGCGAUGAACUCGAAGAAGGAUUCUUAGAGGCUUGGACUAAAGUAUAUCCACGCAACUCAAUAGAGAAUGCUCGCAGAGUGAGGCAACUUGCUCACACAAUCCAAGGGUUGAUCGCCUCGCUUGCUGGUAAGCGAGUGGCUCGUCAUCUUCCCAAGGUAGUCGGUGCUUGGCUCGCAGGGCUGUAUGACAACGACAGACAUGUCUCACGUUCAGUAGUGGAGUCGAUAUCACAGAUAUUUUCGACGGAUGAGAAGAGAAAUGGUCUUUGGAAAGUUUUCCAAUCUUCGGUUUUGGAGUUUGUUGAGGAUGUGAUCCUUCAUCAGACUGCUUUGACACUCAGCGACGAGAGAAUCGUAAAGCCCGAUGAUGCUGAAGCCAAGUUUGCGAGAGUCUCAGCUACAGCACUUCUAUUGUUUAAUCGCAUUUUGAGCACUGCCUCACCAGAGCAAAUAGCUAAAGAUCGGAUGACCAUCCGGACCAUCCUGAACAGCAAAAACCUCUGGUCAUUCACUCACCAUGCGGACCCGUUUGUUCGAAGAUCAAUCUACAGUUUGCUUCGUUCUUCCUUAGCACAAGUUAUUGAAGACCUGGAUUGGCGAAUGAUCAGCAGCAGCAUUAUAUCGCAAGCUCUACCAACCUCUCAACUGGGAUCUGCUACUGAAUUUUCAGAGACACUCUUGCAGUUAUCGCAGAAUAGACCACAGCUAUGGACCACAGACUUCACUGGAAAGACCGACGCCAGUAAAAGAUUGCAUCAGUAUAUCAAGAGAGGAUCUCAAGGUGCCGCUGAGCUGUACUGGUCAAAUCUGGCUGAACUGUUGCAAGUAAUUCCAACAGAAAUGAUCAACUGUUAUGGAUCAAAAGGAGACAACGAGACACCUCAGAUUGGACUUUCGCAAGCGAAAGCUUUGAUGAACGACUUGUUGACUGGCCUGACUUCUAGGGAUGAGCCUCGACACAACCUUAAGACAGGCUGGGCUGCUUAUUAUGAUAUAGGAAUCUGGCUGUCAACACUUAUUCCAGAGAAUGAAAGAGGCGAACUGGUCACUGAGUUCUUGACGAUGAUUUUCGAUCCCUAUGUCAAUGGCCACGGCGAGCAUCAGUGGAUACCACCAUCCAUUGCCUCAGCAACAUGCACUGUCGCUUUCCUGAGACUUACAAACCAUGGUUAUGACCCAGAAUUGAGGCAAGCAUGGGAAGCUGUUACGCAAAACUUGUUGCAAGCGGUGAAACUAUCUCUACCAGAGCAGUCGAAAGAUUUCAGAUCUUCUCAGGAUGGUAUUUGCACCAAAGCCACGCAAUACUUCAAACUUGAGGCGGCAGUGCUUUGGAAUUUGGCGUCACAGGACAAUAGUAUUUCGAGUCUGUUUGAGGAAAGCAGCUUGCUUUUGCUGAAGGGUUCGUUGCAGGUACUUCAAGCGCGGAAUGGAAAGCCGUACGGUGCGGCUGCAAUUGUGGAAGAAGCUGUUCGUCAUGUUCCAGAAUUUAUCAAAGACUCUAAGGAUGUCAUCAAUGAUAUCAGAGAUGCGAUCCCUCAGCUACUGUCAACGCCGUCUGCAGAUAGAAUCAUGUCAGUGAUCUUAAUGUGCAGUGACUGGGAAGGGUUUGAAUCUGUAUUCAAUGCUUCCCUCGAAACAAUGACUGAAGCAACUCCGCAAAGCUCGGGCGGUGCUGCACUCCAGAAGUUGCUUUCCACGGUCGAUUUCCAAAAAGUUCAAGAAUCGGCGCACUUUGUCUCAAUUGUUUCGUCAAGUGUUGAAAAGGCUAUCGAAGGAAAUUCUUCACAGUGGCCGUUUGUUUUCUCAGUUAUCGAGAAUAAAACAGCACCUAACGAAAUGAUCGACAACAUAGUCACGGUUUUGGUGCACGGAUUGUCGUCGGAUGAGGAGACAGUGAUUUCUACGCUUUCCGGACUAUCUAGCCUUGGAGGAGAAAAGCCAGAAGCCCUCAAACGCCUCCGAAAUGGCAAGGAAGGCUCUAGGCUGGUGGCAAGAUUACUUUAUCUUAUUGACUCGCCGACCGAGGGAAUCAGCCAAAAGGCUGAGGACCUAGAGAAGAAGCUGCGGGAGACUGUAUCGGCGGAUGUCACUUCAGCGUCUACCAGGGAGAUCUUGAAACAUGAAUUACAGGAAGUGGGCCCACAGUCAUUGUCGUUCGAGGUGUUGUCUGGUAUGGCCCGGGACUUAAUUCGGAAUACGGAGUCCAAGGACCUCAGUCCGCUACUCACAGACAUAUUUCCCUCAUAUGAAUUGUGGAAAACAUAUCUAGAACCAUUCUUGAGACUUCCUAUCAGACAUUCCACCUCAAUCAUGAGUCCUUUAGGCGGGACUGUUUACCUUGUUGCAAAUGAUUUACCCGGAACCGGUAGGCAAGACCUAGAGAAUAUACAGAGAGACUCUGAUGAUGCGUCAUCUGUAUUUAGGUUGGCAUAUUAUGUUGUGAGGAUUCUCUCCUCCCAAGAUGUCCUUGUCUCACUGGACGCCAAGCAACGCGAAGGGCUAUUUUACUACCUGCCUCUUGCCCUACAAUUGAUUGACGAUGAUGUCAGUAUCGAAGGCUCGAUAGGAAUUGCUGGACUUGGGCUCUUGGAAGAUAGGAACGAAGCUUUGGAAACUGUUAGUGAGGGGCGCUCUACGAUCAGAAAAUGGAUUCAGUCAGAAGCUCGCCUGGUUGAUGGUAGUCGCAGCGUGUCAGAAGAUCUAUUGGUCUUGUGGGAAGAAAAAGUCGCCGAAUUGGAUAACACGUCACCUGAGAGUUAUCGUAUCGGUCAAGCAUACGCAAAGAUCAUGUCUGAAGCAGAACUAACCAAGACAUCGGAUGCACUUACGAGCCUUGCGCGAGAAAUUAGGAAGUAUAAUCCUAUACGUGCGGCUGCAGAGCUUGCUGUUUGGGGCCCAGCUUUGGCAUCUUCAUCAGCUGGUACCCGGUUAUGCAGUGAGCUGAUUGCAGACGCUACUGGUUUCAAACCUGGCAAAACCUCCGAAGGCCCUAAAAGUAUUGUUUUUUUUAAUAUUCUUGCGCAAAGUAUGAGAGAAAGCCUAGACGCAAUUCCUACCCAGCGUAUGGUGUUCCUUGUCAAGAACCUUGUCUACGUUCUACAGUCUAGCCCAGAUUCGACAAGUGUCAAAACCGAAGCAUUCAAAGCUUUGUCUGUUGUUUUGAGACCUCUUUUUGAGAUAUACGGGUCGCACUGGGCCGAGUCAAUUGACGCAUUGUGCAGCACCUGGACAGAGAUUGGCGGCGGAGACGCAUGGCUACCUCUCUUACAUUCUUCUCUAAGACUUUUCGCCGUCCUUAGGGAUCUCGUCAAGACUGGCGCCAACGACGACUUGACGGAUGCAUGGAAAGAUUACAAGCAGGACCUCUUUGAGAGUCUUAUCUCAACCUUGAACAAGUUGGAUUCUUCAAGUGUUGUCUAUCACCCUCGGGAUAUUACGGCAGAUCUUUUGCGCCGCGAACUUGUACAUGUCCCAAUAGAUUCUCUGACAAACAAAAAUGAAAUGUUCUCGUUGUUGGCAGUCGAAUGUAAAGUCAUUCAGCAGACAGCGUUUGAAUUACUACAUCGGCAUAUCCCACAAGCCCAAGAGCAAGUGUCAUUCGAUGUUGCCUUGUCGAAAACGACUGUCAAUCUUCCAGAUGAGCUGUUGUCUUUACUACUUGAGGUACCUCAAGCGAAUCUUGUCACUUCACUGAGCGACACAAAGACGUGGUUGAGAAUCAGGAGUUACUUGUUGAGUUGGAAACUGGUCUUUGAUCAUUUCUCGAACGCUUCGCUCCCUGUGCAAGAAAAUUACGCCGAGAAUAUCAAAGAGCAUCAGAUUUUGACACCUUUGUUAGAAUUUACCUUUGACUUCCUACAAAAGUCUCACGGAAAACUAGUAGAUGCUUCGAAAUUCGACAUCCGGUCAUGGGAACCGAUUGAGGAUCCCGGCGAGCAAGAUAGUCAGUGGCUCCUGAUCCAUCUUUACUAUCUUUCACUCAAGCACCUCUCUUUAUUCACCAAGAAUUGGUGGAUCGAUAGUAAAAAGCGGAUCAAGGGUCCUGUAGAAACCUGGACACAAAAAUAUAUCACGCCAUCAAUCAUUGAAGACGCACUGACAGGGGUCUCCACAUGGAUUCAGACACAGGAAGAAGAUUAUGAGCGCCCACUUUCCGUCAAGGUCUCACACCGAGCCGCCGAAAUUAUCGCCAGCAUCCCCGUCGAUGAAGACUCUCCGCCGGUAGCAAUGGCAAUUUCCCUUCCGCCCGCCUAUCCACUUCAACCCGCAAUCGUCACAGGCCGAAGCCGUGUUUUGGUUGACGAAAAGAAAUGGCGCAGCUGGAUGUUGAUCAUACAGGGCGUCAUCAUGUUCUCCAAUGGCAACCUCGUGGAUGGCCUUCUUGCCUUCCGAAGGAACGUCCAAGGAGCCCUGAAGGGACAGAGCGAGUGCGCUAUUUGUUAUUCUGUCAUUUCGACCGAUAUGCAGACACCCAACAAGCGCUGCGCGACAUGUAAGAAUGCCUUCCAUUCUGUCUGCCUCUUCCGAUGGUUCAAGAGCAGUAACCAGAGCACAUGUCCCCUUUGCCGAAAUAAUUUCGUGUAUGUUUGA
Talaromyces stipitatus ATCC 10500 is the source of this 4857-nucleotide messenger RNA. Its product is annotated as RING zinc finger protein, putative. Lineage: Eukaryota; Fungi; Ascomycota; Eurotiomycetes; Eurotiales; Trichocomaceae. Gene Ontology annotation, cellular component: RQC complex; cytosol. Gene Ontology annotation, molecular function: ubiquitin protein ligase activity; ribosomal large subunit binding. Gene Ontology annotation, biological process: ribosome-associated ubiquitin-dependent protein catabolic process; rescue of stalled cytosolic ribosome. The transcript has 8 exons. The coding region runs from base 1 to 4857 and encodes 1618 amino acids. The record is from RefSeq and is a predicted model, not a curated record.